GUUUCACAAAAGGUGAUCAUGAUGUGCGAUGCCAGUGAAAUGUUGGCAGCUGCUUUGGAGCAGAUGGAUGGCAUCAUUGCAGGUUCUAAGGCUAUGAACUAUACCAACGGCCUGUUUGAUUGUCAGUCACCAACGUCGCCAUUCCUAGGCAGCCUUCGGGUGCUGCAUCUCUUGGAGGACCUGAGGGCUGCGUUGGACCUGAUGGAUCCUGGGGAAAAGGAAAGUCUACGCAGUCAGGUGUCCGAAACCACAGCUGAGGGUCUGAUUGAGUGGCUACAAGGCCAACUGACCAAUGGCCAUGGAUCUGCAGCAGGGGAUUUGGUCUACCAGGAGCGACUCUCUCGUGUGGAAAGUGACAAAGAAUGUCUAGUGCUCCAGGUAAGUGUUCUGACAGACCAGGUGAAAGUUCAAGGAGAAAAAAUAAGGGACCUAGACUCGAGCCUUGAGGAACACCGCAUGAAACUGAAUGCUACAGAAGAGUUACUACAACAGGAGCUGCUUAGCAGGAGUGUUUUAGAGACGGAGAAACUGGAACUGCUGACCGAAGUAUCAAGUCUGAAAUUAAAGCUAGCUGCUGCAGAAGGGGAUUGCAGAGAAAGUGAGGGUCUUUAUCAGGAUGUGAAAGAAAUGCGCCUUCAGUUGACUUCUAUGGAGGACGAGAGACAAGAGUAUGAUAGAAGUCUUAACUCUACCAAAGUACGAGUGCCUCAUGGUCAGGAGGAGCGGAUAUCACUACAAAAGCAGUUGGAGGAGAGAGAACAGGCACUUAGGAGCCUUCAGGACCAGGCCAUGCCAGAAGCCCCAAAAACAGAACAGUCACAAAGCAGAGAGAAAGAUUUGGAGGUGCAGAGAAUGAGAAGAGCUGCUGAGUCUUUGAAGGCAGCUAAUGAAGAGAAGGAUUUGAAGAUAAAAGAGCUGCAGCAGUCUCUGAUCCGUUACAAGCAAGUUCAAGAUAUGGUGAUAUCUGUGCAGGCAUCAAAAGCUUCUGAGAUGAAGUAUGCAUAUUUCUUGGCAAUUUGCUGGAAGAUUCACCCUAAGGAUGACCUGUUGGGACUGAAAGUGGGCAGUGUGCUUCACCAUCUCAGUAUUAAGAGGGCAAUUCAGGUGCUACGUAUCAACCGCUAUGACCCCAACUGCCUCCGCCGCCGACCGAUUGAGAACAAUCCCACGCCAGCAGAAAUCUGCCAAUGGACCAAUCACAGGGUGAUGGAGUGGCUUCGUUCAGUGGAUCUAGCAGAGUACGCACCCAACCUGAGAGGAAGUGGAGUCCACGGAGGCCUAAUGAUUUUAGAGCCUCGCUUCAAUGUUGAGACAAUGGCUCUGCUUCUUAACAUCCCACCGAAUAAAACUCUGUUGAGACGUCACCUUGCAAACAACUUCCAUCUCCUGAUUGGCUCAGAGGCACAAAGGCUGAAGCAGGAGUAUCUCGAAAACCCAGAGUACACUGUCCUGACAGCCACAGCCAAAGUUAAGCCAAGACGUCUGUCGUUUGGAAGUUUUGGGACACUGAGGCGGAAGCGACAGGAGGAGAUGGAAGAGUAUGUUUGCCCCAUGGAUGUGCAGAUGCCUCAGAGCAGCAGUUUCCACGAAGCCCUUUGCAUAUAUGAGGACAGCUUGGAUCAGCUGGAGCAGAUGGGGGACUCCGAGGGCACAGUGCGACAGAUCGGCGCAUUCUCGGAAGGAAUCAACAACCUGACUAGCAUGCUAAAAGAGGAUGAGUUCUUCAGGGAAGCAUCCUCGCGUUCACCUGAAACCAGUGCCACAGAUGACGACUAAGACUGUUUAAACAUGACAAUCAUCACUUAAGUCUUUAACUGUGAAAUUUGAAAAACUGAAAGUCACUGUGAUUUUACAAUGAAAGCAAGAAGCUCCACUCACAGUGAAACUCAAAAGAAUCACACCGUAAAUGCCAUAACAUAUUAAUUCAAUGAAAUGUUACUUAUUCAUUUAGGAUUUGCAGUAUAUACAGUAACUGAAACGGUAUUUAUAAGUGUUUGCUCCAAGUUAAAACCAAAGAUGACAAAUCAAAAUAGCAGUUCUUUAAUGUUUUUCUUUUAUAUUCUAGGCUAUUCUUAUGUGACCAUUUACUGCAUGUUCUCAUCAUCUUUUUUUAUAGUUGGAUGUUUACGUAAUUUUAUUGGGAGGGAAAAUUGUUCAUUUUGCCUGUGAACUUGAUAUUGUUAUACUAUAACCAUAUCAGUGAAUACCAUGUACUAUGUACUGUUUUAUGCAUGCGUAAGUCAAAGAAAUUCAAAUAAAACUUUUUUUUUUUUUUCCCAAAUCCAGUCUGUUUUUAGACAAUGCGUAUUAGUUUGUCUUGGGUUUAUUCAAAUGGAAGAUUAUCAUCUAUGAAUCUAGAAAAAAAAUGGCUAAUGCAGCUGCUCGCCAUCCUGCAAAGUGAUUCAUGUUUAUGAAAAUGACAACACUAAAAAAAAA
Sinocyclocheilus grahami is the source of this 2436-nucleotide messenger RNA. RefSeq names its product liprin-beta-1-like. The transcript is spliced from 16 exons. Gene Ontology annotation, molecular function: protein binding. Gene Ontology annotation, biological process: neuromuscular junction development. Gene Ontology annotation, cellular component: presynaptic active zone. The record is from RefSeq and is a predicted model, not a curated record. Lineage: Eukaryota; Metazoa; Chordata; Actinopteri; Cypriniformes; Cyprinidae. Bases 19 to 1776 code for a protein of 585 amino acids.